AGUGAUGUUAAAACGAAGCGCGGGCGUUUUCAAAUUGUAGACAGGCCCGGGGGCAGGCCUUCUACGUCGAGCGCCUCUUGAUAUGUUGCGCGCGGUUUUUUGGCGUUUACGAUUCCGUCGCAAAUCACCAAGGCCAUGCGCAUGCGUGUGGUUCUCACCUCUUUCAAAAAUGAGGCAUGGCAAAAUUUUGAAUUUUCCCCCUUUCCUGUGUUUUUCCCCUUGGUAUAGGACUAAAGCGCUAGAGGCGUUUUUUCGUCUUCGCAACCUUCAUCUACAGAGGCAGCUACAUCCUGUUCCUGACCUGCCUGUUGGACUUGGAAAAAGAUCAGAGAAGGAUAUAAAUACUACGCAAAUCAAAUCAGUCAGGACGAGAAGAGCUGCA
Messenger RNA from Amoebophrya sp. A120, 382 nucleotides. The record is from the annotation of a GenBank genome assembly. Lineage: Eukaryota; Dinophyceae; Syndiniales; Amoebophryaceae.